AUGGCAAAAACACGACUUGAAGAUGUCAAUUGGUUGCUAGAACUCCACCAAGACUUGCCAUUUCGACCUUUCAUAUACUCUCUGGAUUCUUCUGCCGAGCCUGGCUGCCUGGCUCCACGCUCAAGAAAAGGCAGAGAAACUGCAGCCUACUUGUCUUAUCUCAUCGACAACUACGACUCGUUACCAGAGUAUUCUGUGUUUAUGCACGCAAAAGACGAGCAAUGGCACAACGACGUCCUCGGACAGAAAGCAGCAGAUACGAUCAAGGCCCUUCGCUUCAAACAUAUCAACGCCACUGGCUUUGCCAACCUACGCUGCACGCUGGUUCCUGGAUGCCCACUCGCAGUAAAUCCUUUAGAUCCUACAGAGCAAGACAUUCGCAACAAGGAUACAAGAGCUUUCUUUGCAGAAAUCUAUAUGGAGCUGUUCGAUGUGACGCGCGAGCAAAUACCGCGGCAUAUUGGCAAUGUCUGCUGUGCACAAUUUGCUGUCACUAGGGCUCGCAUACUUCAGCGACCGAGGUCGGAUUAUGAGAGAAUGCUCAGAUGGGCUGACCAGAGUCGCGAGGGUGACUUUGCAGUGGGUUGGGUGUUUGAAAAAGUUUGGGAUCUCAUUUUUGGGAUGGAUGCGAUAAAUUGCCCAAAUUAUGAGCAAUGUCGCUGUGAUAUGUAUGGUUGGUGUGGGCCCUUAUCCUCGGGUGAAGUAUUAAAACCUAGUUUCACUUGA
Molecule: messenger RNA, 726 nt
Organism: Aureobasidium melanogenum CBS 110374
Lineage: Eukaryota; Fungi; Ascomycota; Dothideomycetes; Dothideales; Saccotheciaceae
Exons: 2
Coding region: 1-726 (241 amino acids)
Source: RefSeq, a predicted model, not a curated record